UUGUCAAUUUGUCAUAAUUAAUUAUUGUUCUGUUAUCUUGAGGUGCUAUAUACUCUGUAUCAUCCACUUUUUUUUCCAAUUAUGAUUAACCCCAAAUGCUAAUUAUGUGAAGGUAGUGUGAUAGAUGCCAUCAUCAGCCCUUUUACUGUACCAUUCAUUGUGAUUGUCCUUCAACUUGAAGCCAUUUUUUUUUUCCUCAAGAGAUAGUAGUAAUAAGUAAAAUAAUUACACAUUUUGCUGAAUGAUAAAAGCAUGGAGCGUCUUUAUCAUAACAUUUGGUUCUUUGACUAGGCAGAUAUGAAAAAUAAGAUUUGUGUGAAUGUAUGGUAAUUAAUUUGUUAUUUCCACACUCAAUGUAUGCUGCACUUCACACUAACUUUGAUUAUUUACUCCAUUUAAGAGUCCAUACAGUAAUAGAAAACCAAUUUCAGCUACUUAUUCUAAUUUCUUUAGUAUACUAAAGUGUUCACAGCAUGGCUUCUACUACUGUUCUUAUUUUUUCACUUCUAUUUGUUUUUGUACCUACAACCCUUUCACAGACCUUUGGUAACUUAUCUGCAGGGCCCACCGUGUCGUCGUGUGGGCCACUACUGCUUCGAUUGGCUCCCUGUGGACCGUUUGUGCAGGGCGCAUCGCCAUCACCGACUGAGCAGUGUUGCAGUAACCUCAGGCAACUCUAUAUCCAGCAACCAGAUUGCCUUUGCCUGUUGCUCAAUCAAACUGGCAUCAGCACUCUUCCUAUCAACACCACAUUAGCACUUCAAUUGCCACUUCUUUGCAGUAUGCAUGUUGACAAUGAUACCUGUUCAGGUUCUGAAGGACUGGCUCCUAGGUCAUCAACGCCUCAAGUUUCAUUCGAGACAAAUAACAAUUCAUCUGUUGCUGCUUCGCCGAUGGUGACAGUACCACCUAAAACGUCCAGCACUUUGGGAUUUGGCUUUAACAACAGCUCUGCUGUAAACUUCAACGCGAAGGAGAGCUUGAUGAUCAUCACAGUGCUAACUUCUUGGGGUGCAUUAUUCUGGUUCUAGCCGUUGUUUCCAUAUUGUUUGUCUAGUCAUUAUUUAGACUUGAACUUUAGCUCAGACAUAAUAUGUAGCAAGUAGAAUAUGCUUCAGUACAAGUUAUUGUUCUAUCACAGAUUAGUUUGUCCACA
This is a messenger RNA of Solanum tuberosum (potato), 1156 nucleotides long. RefSeq names its product protein YLS3. The coding region runs from base 474 to 1031 and encodes 185 amino acids. NCBI's taxonomy places the organism in Eukaryota, Viridiplantae, Streptophyta, Magnoliopsida, Solanales, Solanaceae. Gene Ontology annotation, molecular function: lipid binding. The transcript has 3 exons. The record is from RefSeq and is a predicted model, not a curated record. Gene Ontology annotation, biological process: lipid transport.